AUGUCAAAACAUUCUUACGCCGGUUUUAAGCUAAGAGAAGUUCAUUUUGUGUGUUCAAUAUUCGCCAAAGCAAGAAGAAAAUUUUGUAUGGUCAAGUGCUUGAUAGAUAUGAUUGCGGGAUAUCCCAUCGUGAAAAUUGUCGCCUUCAUAAUGACAAGAAAACUUUUUAAAAUACCAGAUAACAUUAAAGUUGCUUUCACUUUUUUACAACAAUUAAAAAGAGAAUCAAUAAAACGUUUUUGUUUUAACGAGCAACUCAUCAUAGGGAAAGGAAACAACAAAGUGCAGGAGACUGAAUGA
This is a messenger RNA of Clunio marinus, 300 nucleotides long. The record is from the annotation of a GenBank genome assembly. Lineage: Eukaryota; Metazoa; Arthropoda; Insecta; Diptera; Chironomidae.